Messenger RNA from Myotis davidii, 6417 nucleotides. It is a transcript of the gene NALCN, whose product is annotated as sodium leak channel, non-selective. Gene Ontology annotation, molecular function: monoatomic cation channel activity. Gene Ontology annotation, cellular component: membrane. The record is from RefSeq and is a predicted model, not a curated record. Gene Ontology annotation, biological process: transmembrane transport; monoatomic ion transport. The coding region runs from base 39 to 4991 and encodes 1650 amino acids. NCBI's taxonomy places the organism in Eukaryota, Metazoa, Chordata, Mammalia, Chiroptera, Vespertilionidae. The transcript has 41 exons.
CUGCCGUUUUGCGCUCCCUCACCAGAGCUAACUCCAGCAUGCUCAAAAGGAAACAGAGCUCCAGGGUGGAGGCCCAGCCUGUGACUGACUUUGGUCCUGAUGAAUCUUUGUCAGACAACGCUGACAUACUCUGGAUUAACAAGCCAUGGGUUCACUCUUUGCUGCGCAUCUGUGCCAUCAUCAGCGUCAUCUCUGUCUGUAUGAACACACCCAUGACGUUCGAACACUAUCCUCCUCUUCAGUAUGUGACCUUUACUCUGGAUACUUUAUUGAUGUUUCUAUACACAGCAGAGAUGAUUGCCAAAAUGCACAUCCGGGGGAUUGUCAAGGGGGAUACUGCCUACUUAAAAGAUCGCUGGUGUGUUUUUGAUGGAAUUAUGGUCUUAUUCCUUUGGGUUUCACUGGUGUUGCAGGUAUUUGAAAUUGCUGAUAUAGUUGAUCAGAUGUCACCUUGGGGCAUGUUGCGGAUCCCAAGGCCACUAAUUAUGAUCCGAGCAUUCCGAAUUUAUUUCCGAUUUGAAUUACCAAGGACCAGAAUUACAAAUAUUUUAAAGCGAUCGGGAGAACAAAUAUGGAGUGUUUCAAUUUUCUUACUUUUCUUUCUGCUUCUUUAUGGAAUUUUAGGAGUUCAAAUGUUUGGAACAUUUACCUAUCACUGUGUGGUAAAUGACACAAGACGAGGAAAUGUGACCUGGAAUAGUUUAGCUAUUCCAGAUACACACUGCUCACCAGAGCUGGAAGAAGGCUACCAGUGCCCACCAGGAUUUACGUGCAUGGACCUGGAAGAUCUGGGACUUAGCAGGCAAGAGCUGGGCUACAGUGGCUUUAAUGAGAUAGGCACCAGUAUCUUCACAGUCUACGAGGCCGCCUCCCAGGAGGGCUGGGUAUUCCUCAUGUACAGAGCAAUUGACAGCUUUCCCCGCUGGCGUUCCUACUUCUAUUUCAUCACUCUCAUAUUCUUCCUUGCGUGGCUAGUGAAGAAUGUGUUUAUUGCUGUCAUCAUUGAAACGUUUGCAGAAAUCAGGGUACAGUUUCAGCAAAUGUGGGGAUCAAGAAGCAGUACUACUUCAACAGCCACCACCCAGAUGUUUCACGAAGACGCUGCUGGCGGGUGGCAGCUGGUAGCUGUGGAUGUCAACAAGCCUCAGGGACGCGCCCCAGCCUGCCUCCAGCAAAUGAUGCGGUCAUCAGUUUUCCACAUGUUCAUCCUGAGCAUGGUGACGGUGGAUGUGAUAGUGGCUGCUAGCAACUAUCACAAAGGAGAGAGCUUCCGAAGGCAAUAUGAUGAGUUCUAUCUUGCAGAGGUGGCUUUUACCGUACUUUUUGACUUGGAAGCACUUCUGAAGAUAUGGUGUUUGGGAUUUACUGGAUAUAUUAGCUCAUCUCUCCACAAAUUUGAGCUAUUACUUGUGAUUGGAACUACUCUUCAUGUAUAUCCAGAUCUUUAUCAUUCUCAAUUCACAUACUUUCAGGUUCUUCGGGUGGUUCGGCUUAUUAAGAUUUCACCUGCGUUAGAAGACUUCGUGUACAAGAUCUUUGGUCCUGGGAAAAAGCUUGGGAGUUUGGUUGUAUUUACCGCCAGCCUCUUGAUUGUUAUGUCAGCGAUUAGUUUGCAGAUGUUCUGUUUUGUCGAAGAACUGGACAGAUUUACAACGUUUCCAAGGGCAUUUAUGUCCAUGUUCCAGAUCCUUACCCAGGAAGGAUGGGUAGACGUAAUGGACCAAACUCUAAAUGCUGUGGGAACCAUGUGGGCACCGGUGGUUGCCAUCUAUUUCAUUCUCUAUCAUCUUUUUGCCACUCUGAUCCUCCUGAGUUUGUUUGUUGCUGUUAUUUUGGACAACUUAGAACUUGAUGAAGAUCUAAAGAAGCUUAAACAAUUAAAGCAAAGUGAAGCAAAUGCAGAUACCAAGGAAAAACUCCCUCUGCGUCUUCGAAUCUUUGAGAAAUUUCCAAACAGACCGCAGAUGGUGAAAAUCUCAAAGCUUCCUUCAGAUUUUACAGUUCCUAAAAUCAGGGAAAGUUUUAUGAAGCAGUUUAUUGAUCGCCAGCAACAGGACACUUGCUGCCUCUUAAGAAGCCUUCCAUCAGCGUCUUCCUCAUCAUGUGAUCACUCCAAACGGUCUGCAAUUGAGGACAACAAAUACAUUGACCAAAAACUUCGCAAGUCUGUUUUCAGCAUCAGGGCAAGGAAUCUUCUAGAAAAGGAGACCGCAGUCACUAAAAUCUUAAGAGCCUGCACUCGACAGCGCAUGCUGAGUGGCUCAUUUGAGGGGCAGCCGGCAAAGGAAAGGUCAAUUCUCAGUGUGCAACAUCACAUCCGCCAAGAGCGCAGAUCACUAAGACACGGAUCAAACAGCCAGAGGAUCAGCAGGGGGAAAUCUCUUGAAACUCUGACUCAAGAUCAUUCCAAUACAGUGAGAUACAGAAAUGCACAAAGAGAAGACAGCGAAAUAAAGAUGAUCCAAGAAAAAAAGGAGCAAGCAGAAAUGAAAAGGAAAGUGCAAGAAGAAGAGCUGCGAGAGAACCACCCGUACUUCGAUAAGCCACUGUUCAUAGUGGGACGGGAGCACAGGUUCAGAAACUUCUGCCGGGUGGUGGUCCGGGCACGCUUUAAUGCAUCUAAAACAGAUCCUGUCACAGGAGCUGUGAAAAAUACAAAGUACCAUCAACUUUAUGACUUGUUGGGAUUGGUGACUUACCUGGACUGGGUCAUGAUCAUUGUAACCAUCUGCUCCUGCAUUUCCAUGAUGUUCGAAUCUCCCUUCCGAAGAGUCAUGCAUGCACCUACUUUGCAGAUUGCUGAGUAUGUAUUUGUGAUAUUCAUGAGCAUUGAGCUUAAUCUGAAGAUUAUGGCAGAUGGCUUAUUUUUCACUCCGACUGCUGUCAUCAGAGACUUUGGUGGAGUAAUGGACAUAUUUAUAUAUCUUGUAAGUCUUGAAGAUUGCAAUGGCAUAUUCAGAAUUAAUGUAAGUGUGUCCAAGAACCUAAAUUUAAAAUUAAGACCUGGAGAGAAAAAACCUGGAUUUUGGGUGCCCCGUGUUUGGGCGAAUCCUCGGAACUUUAAUUUCGACAAUGUUGGAAACGCUAUGCUGGCGUUGUUUGAAGUUCUCUCCUUGAAAGGCUGGGUGGAAGUGAGGGAUGUUAUUAUUCAUCGUGUGGGGCCGAUGCAUGGAAUCUAUAUUCAUGUUUUCGUAUUCCUGGGUUGCAUGAUUGGACUGACCCUUUUUGUUGGAGUAGUUAUUGCUAAUUUCAAUGAAAACAAGGGGACGGCUCUGCUGACUGUAGAUCAGAGAAGAUGGGAAGAUCUGAAGAGCCGACUGAAGAUAGCACAGCCUCUUCAUCUCCCACCUCGCCCGGAUAAUGAUGGCUUUAGAGCCAAGAUGUAUGACAUAACCCAGCACCCGUUUUUUAAGAGGACAAUUGCUUUACUCGUCCUGGCCCAGUCAGUACUGCUCUCUGUCAAGUGGGACGUCGAGGACCCAGUGACUGUUCCUUUGGCAACAAUGUCAGUUGUUUUCACCUUCAUCUUUGUUCUUGAGGUUACAAUGAAGAUCAUAGCAAUGUCACCUGCAGGCUUCUGGCAAAGCAGAAGAAAUCGAUAUGACCUGCUGGUGACCUCACUCGGCAUUGUCUGGGUGGUACUUCACUUUGCCCUCCUGAAUGCAUAUACCUACAUGAUGGGCGCAUGCGUGAUUGUCUUUAGGUUUUUCUCGAUCUGUGGAAAGCAUGUAACACUGAAGAUGCUCCUCCUAACGGUGGUCGUCAGCAUGUAUAAAAGCUUCUUUAUCAUCGUCGGAAUGUUCCUGUUGCUGCUGUGUUACGCUUUCGCUGGCGUUGUCUUAUUUGGUACUGUGAAAUAUGGAGAGAACAUUAACAGGCAUGCAAACUUCUCUUCAGCUGGCAAAGCUAUUACCGUACUGUUCCGAAUUGUCACAGGUGAAGACUGGAACAAGAUUAUGCAUGACUGUAUGGUCCAGCCACCCUUUUGUACUCCAGAUGAAUUUACAUACUGGGCAACAGACUGUGGGAAUUAUGCUGGGGCACUUAUGUAUUUCUGUUCAUUUUAUGUCAUCAUUGCCUACAUCAUGCUAAAUUUACUUGUAGCCAUAAUUGUGGAGAAUUUCUCCUUGUUUUAUUCCACUGAGGAGGACCAGCUUUUAAGUUACAAUGAUCUUCGCCACUUUCAGAUCAUAUGGAAUAUGGUGGAUGAUAAACGAGAGGGGGUGAUCCCGACCUUCCGCGUGAAGUUCCUGCUGCGGCUGCUGCGGGGGCGGCUGGAGGUGGACCUGGACAAGGACAAGCUCCUGUUUAAGCACAUGUGCUACGAGAUGGAGAGGCUGCACAACGGCGGCGACGUCACCUUCCACGAUGUCCUAAGCAUGCUCUCCUACCGGUCGGUUGACAUCCGGAAGAGUCUACAGUUGGAGGAGCUGCUUGCAAGGGAGCAGCUGGAGUACACCAUUGAGGAGGAGGUGGCCAAGCAGACCAUCCGCAUGUGGCUGAAGAAGUGCUUAAAGCGCAUCAGAGCCAAACAGCAGCAAUCGUGCAGCAUCAUCCACAGCCUGCGAGAGAGCCAGCAGCAGGAGCUGAGCCGGUUUCUGAAUCCCCCCAGUAUCGAGACCACCCAGCCCAGUGAAGACAUGAACGCCAACAGUCAGGAUAAUAACAUGCAACCUGAGACGAGCAGCCAGCAGCAGCUUCUGAGCCCCACCCUGUCUGACAGAGGGGGGAGUCGGCAAGACGCAGGGGAUGCAGGGAAGCCCCAGAGGAAGUUCGGGCAGUGGCGUCUGCCCUCCGCACCAAAGCCAAUAAGCCAUUCAGUGUCUUCAGUCAACUUACGGUUUGGAGGGCGGACAACCAUGAAAUCUGUGGUGUGCAAAAUGAACCCCAUGACUGACACAGCAUCCUGUGGUUCUGAAGUUAAGAAGUGGUGGACCCGGCAGCUGACCGUGGAGAGCGACGAAAGUGGAGAUGACCUUCUGGAUAUUUAGGUGGAAAUCAAUGCAGAUGGCAGUCUAAUGGUGAAAAGUACUUUCUAAUAUUUUCCUCCAUUGUCCAGUCAACAAUCCAUCAUUGAAUUCCAAUUUGUCCUGCGUAGGAAGGCAUAAAAACUGGUCUGUGAGAAUUGUGCAAAUGAUGGCUUAUUACCAUGUGUUUGAGACAGUUUGCAUAAUGGCAGUAUUAGAAAUAUUAGAAACUAUACCAACACCAGAUAUAGAUUUUUCAAAAAUUCUACAUAUUCUGUCUAUGUAAACUAAGAUAUAUAUUCAGAUGUGCUCUUAUAUAUUAUUACCACCCCUGAAAGUGUGCUAAGCCCAAAGUGGCUCAUAUAUAUGGUACAGGAGCUAUGGCUUUAGUUCAUGUUUUUCCCCCUUCCACUAUAAAUACUUCUCUUGGGGGAAUUUAUUAUUUAUAAUUGAUCUGAAAGGGUCAGCACUGAGCUCAUGCUAAAAAUGAUAAUAAUUUUACAAACUACAGAUUCUGAAUUUUUAGAAGUACAUUCUUUUCCUUGUGUUAUUUUUUAAAAAUAUACACAAGAUAUUUAGAGGUCAGAACAAGUCAAUUUCUGUCCUCAGUCACUCCAAUGAAAUUGUUGCCUCUUCCAAGAGAAUUGUGUGUGCAGGUACCAGACAAAGAAAUUGACACAUGUUGCUAAAUUAUUUAAAACAAACCUUAUAGAAGUCACUUGAGAGACAUAGUUAUGGAAAGAUGUUGAAUUCCUCAAAAAGUAUUUUAAUAAUUGAGUUUAGAAAAAAGUGUAAAACAAUUCAGCUUAUUUUAAAAAAUCUUUGCAUGUGUGAUGCCAUCGUUGGCUUUAUUUUUUACCCAAAAUAUGCCCAUUGUGCCAUACACCAGCAAAGACAUGAGUUGAUUGCAACGCACCAUUGCUGUCUUUAAUGCCAAAUGAUUCCCCUGCUAGCAGACUCUCCUAUGGAAAUAAUGGUACUCUGCAGAUCUUCUCUGAACUCACCGUUUAUUCCACACCCCCAACUGUAUUUGUGUUCUGUGGGAAAAUUAAAAUGCAAAGUGAUUACUGUUGUCCCACUUAGGCUGAGUCAACCAAGUAGAUGUGAGUUUGAGCUGUGACUACAUUAUUCUUGACUGAAGAUUUGCUGUUUAGAUGAUCUCUUUGAACAGAGUGAUUCUCUCCGUAUCCUCUGAACAUUCACCCCAUCCCAGUUGCUUUAUGAUUUCUUUUUCUCUGUGUAACAGUUUUAAAAUAGUCAAAUAUCACAAUCUUUCUGUACAACAAUUUUAACAUUGUGGUGACAGUCUAUUGUUUCUAUGAUUAGUUGUGAUUAUCAGGUAAUGGGCAAUUAAAGUCAGUGCAGCUGAAAGGAUUUUACCUCAUUUUAUGUUCAUUUGGCAUUUACUUUUUGUAUAUAAUAAAAUGAAAUAAAUAUUGAAUUUGUAAAA